Messenger RNA from Marasmius oreades (fairy-ring Marasmius), 877 nucleotides. RefSeq lists its product as uncharacterized. Gene Ontology annotation, molecular function: nickel cation binding. The record is from RefSeq and is a predicted model, not a curated record. NCBI's taxonomy places the organism in Eukaryota, Fungi, Basidiomycota, Agaricomycetes, Agaricales, Marasmiaceae. The transcript is spliced from 2 exons. The coding region runs from base 76 to 849 and encodes 257 amino acids.
CGAUGUUGCUCUCGACGAUGAGGAUGAAAAACAAAGCACUCCUUUUUACUCGUUCUCUGGCCGUAGCUCGACGGAAUGGCGCUGAAAGACGAGGACGAGACCUAUUUACUCCUUCUCCUCGCAGAUAGCAACCUACCUACUGGUUCCUUCAUUGCCUCCGCUGGCCUUGAGUCUUAUCUCACACAUGCCUUCAAGUCCACCAUUUCCUUCGUCGACGAUAGCAUAUCUUCAUAUGCUAAAAGUGCUCUUCCAUUUGUCUCCGAUGCCCAUCGUGUUGUUUCUCGGUAUCAUCUUCAGGAAAGCGAGGCCGAGAUCCUGGCCCUUCUCACUGCUCUCGACAAUCUCUACGAAUCCAUGACUCUAAACCAUGUCGCCAGACGGGCCUCCAGAUUGCAGGGCGUUGCUCUGCUCACUCUUUACUCGAAAGCAUUCUCUCGCAGGGAUAGAGAGGCAUCUAUGUCAUCUCUGGUAACAGAAUAUAAACUAUCCAUAAGGUUAGAAGACACACCAGGUCAUCUUCCCAUAUGUUGGGGAAUCUUGACUGCUGCGCUCGGAUUAACCCUCUCCCGUGCACAGUACCUCCAUGUAUUCCUCCACGCGCGUAGUCUCCUUUCCGCUUCUGUACGUCUCAACGACUUAGGUCCCUAUAACGCCCAAUCCGUUCUUCUUCACACCGCCCGUCCCAUCAUCUCCGCCGCCGUUGCAAAAAGCGAAGCUGCUCAUACAGGAAUACUCGUCGAACUUGAUGAUGAAGAGCAGGAUGAGAAAGGACCCGCAACCACUUGGCCGCUGGGAGAGAUCUUGGCGACCAGACACGAUUUACAGCAUUCGCGAAUAUUCAACAGUUAGAUGUUAAUGAUAUUCAUCUCCUUCUCAC